Messenger RNA from Brienomyrus brachyistius, 6206 nucleotides. It is a transcript of the gene dennd1b, whose product is annotated as DENN/MADD domain containing 1B. Gene Ontology annotation, molecular function: guanyl-nucleotide exchange factor activity; phosphatidylinositol phosphate binding. The record is from RefSeq and is a predicted model, not a curated record. Bases 425 to 2761 code for a protein of 778 amino acids. Gene Ontology annotation, cellular component: cytosol; intracellular membrane-bounded organelle; nuclear speck. The transcript has 23 exons. Gene Ontology annotation, biological process: endocytic recycling; endocytosis. Lineage: Eukaryota; Metazoa; Chordata; Actinopteri; Osteoglossiformes; Mormyridae.
CGUUAGUAGCAGUCAUUCGUCUUGGUCCGGAGCAACCUCAGACCCCCCAUCAUCAGCCGGCGAAAGACGACCUUCGCGAAGAGCAUUGACCGCGCACAUGCAGGCAAGUGGCGAGCGCGCUGAUGACGUCACAUUGUCGUCUCGUGGACUUCCUGGUUUCACGCUCAGUCAAGAAAUCCGUAGGACGAGACAGAGAGCGAGAGGAAGCCUAGAUAUUUAAAGACAGACGUGUAUACAGACAGCAGGAGGCAUGUGGGCUCUCUCUGAAAUGCGCACUGAAAUUGAGGAAGCGACUGACUAGCGAAAAGUAUAUAUAAAAAACUCGCGCUUCACCUCCGUGGACGGUUUGCCAGUGUUGGCUGUCCUCCCGAUCUUGGACAGCGGUCAGAGCCGGUUUCGAGGGAGCUGCCGAGAUGUUGUAACCAUGGACAGCAGAAUAAACGAAAAUCCAGGGAAGACGUUUGAUCUGGUUCUACAGGUGCGAUGUCCGGCUACAGAAAAUGAAGAUCCAGCGGUGUUGUGGAAGUUCCCCCAGGACUUCGAAGACCAGGUUGGCAACGAAGUGCUGCAGACUGUGCCCAAGUUUUGCUUCCCUUUUGACGUUGAACGGGUUUCCCAAAAUCAGGUCGGCCAGAACUUUACCUUUGUGCUGACAGACAUUGAAAGCAAGCAAAGGUUUGGCUUCUGCCGUCUGACCUCGGGCUGCAAGGUGUGCAUUUGCCUUCUCAGUUAUCUCCCAUGGUUUGAGAUUUACUAUAAGCUGCUGAACACACUGGCAGACUACUUAUGUAAACACCAGGAAAAUGACUUGAACGACAUGUUAAAAUCUUUGUACUGCCUCCCAGUGCCAAAGGCAAACAGCCCCGUCAGUCUAAGUGUGAACGAGCAGUUGCACAUUGCCACUGGGCAGGUUGUGAACAAGCCCCGAAGCCCGAAGCCGCAUUCGUACUUCAUAGCUCCUGAUAUUAAUGGACUUCCUACCAUUCCUGAAAGUAGAAACCUGACUGAAUACUUUGUUGCUGUGGAUGUGAAUAAUAUGCUGCAACUCUAUGCCAGUAUGCUGCAUGAACGACGAAUAAUUAUUACCUCAAGCAAGCUUAGCACUUUAACUGCAUGCGUUCACGGGUCCGCUGCCAUGCUGUAUCCAAUGUACUGGCAACACAUUUACAUCCCUGUGCUUCCUCCACAUCUCCUGGAUUACUGCUGUGCCCCCAUGCCGUAUCUCGUUGGAGUCCAUCUCAGUUUGUUGGAGAGAGUUAAGAGUAGAUCCCUGGAAGAUGUGGUCAUCUUAAACGUUGAUACAAACAUGCUGGAAAGCCCUACGGAUGACCUACAGAACCUGCCAAGUGAUGUGAUCUCCACGCUGAAGAGCAAGCUGAAAAAGCAGUCGACAGCGACAGGCAACGGGGUGGCCCGGGCCUUUCUCCGGGCUCAGGCCGCCCUUUUCGGAUCCUAUCGAGAUGCCCUGCGAUACAAACCUGGAGAACCGAUCACCUUCUGUGAAGAAAGCUUUGUGGCACAUCGCUCCAGCACUCUGAGAUGCUUCCUGGAAAUGGCCGUCAACCUCCAGCUUUUCAAACAGUUCAUCGAUGGCAGGCUGGCGAAAUUGAACGCAGGGCGAGGCUUUACGGACAUCUUUGAGGAGGAGAUCACGGACGGGGGCUUCUGUGGGUCUAAUUCAAGAUCGUAUCAGCAAUGGAUGCAAACGGUGAAGAAAGGGGGCGCUCUCAUAAACACUGCUGUCACAAAGGCCAGUCCGGCUGUAAAAACUGUUUACCGAUACGCCAAGAGCCACGCCAAGCAGGGAAUAAAAGAAAUGAAGAGCAGGCUGAAACAAAGGGAUGAUGACGAUGGUCCUGUGUGUGUAGGCUCUCCUACCAGCACAAGAAGCCUCUCGCCCAAGCGGCUGCAGAAGAGGAGUAAGCAUUACUCGAAGUUCCCCAUGGGCUGUUCCGAAUUCGCCCUAGAUGAUGAUGAACUGGACACAGCCAGCAAGAUCUCCUCUGAGGAUAGUGCAGACGUUCCUUCACAGGACAGUGACGACUCGUACGAGGUCCGCUCUGACUUGCAGGAUUCCGGUCAGAUGAACUUGCUGGAAGAGAUUCUGGACACCCUGAGCAACACCAGCCUCGACCAGGGCAGGCUGUCUGGGGCCAAGAGUCUAGAUUUCUUCCGGUCUAUGGAUGACCUCGACUACAAGGUGCCGAACAAGUCCAACCCCCCCAGUGAGGGGAACCUGGCUCAGCUGUGUCCCAAUAGUGGUAAACGAGAGAGCUGGAACCUGGGGCAGGACGACAGCUCCAUCCACGGGAAGCAGCUGCCCCCCUCUCCUCGCAGGCAUACCAGUGCGGGGGCCAGUUACUUUUGCGACACAAUCCCUCUGGUGGAGCCCCCACCUUCAGCCGAUGCGGCCCAUGAAAAUAGCCUCCAGGAACAUCCUACGUCGGACCCCCCAGGCCCCGAGCUUCAGAGGGGGAGCGGGGUCCUGCUGAGGCGGAGGGUGCUCUCCAAGCGGACCCCCCUGAAGCAGUACCAAGAUCGUGUGCCGCAGGAGGACGGAACCCGGUUGAUGCCACGACAGCCGUCCAUGCUGGUGGCCUGGGAGAAUGUAAGCGAGCAGGGCGAUACACCUGCUCAGGCUGUGGAGGCUGUGGAGAAGGGGCUGCUGAUGGAGACGGAGGCCGUCUACCUGAAUAAAGCACCUCUCAGCACUGGUCUGCACUCCUCUGAGGUCAAGAGUGAUGUCUUCCACGAGUCUUGAAAAUGUUGGGGGGGGGGUCUUUGGGUUAGGGUUAUUCUUGAUCACUUUCAUUGUCCUUUCUAUUUAAUUAAUCACUUAAGUUUUUUGUUUUUAAUUAAGCGUGUGAGCAUGCUGGUGCUUGCGCUAAUUUCAUUUCCUGUCCUUACACUGGCCAAAUGUUAAUGUCCCUAAUAAAUUAGGUCUUGGGUAAAACUUGGGGGAUGAUACCUUCCAGCAGAAAGGGAAAUAUUGUUUCGGUUUAAAAGGGUUAAAAAGGGAUUUCUGUCACUGACGUCGUUAUUGUACAGAUUCAUUUUUGUUCUUUCCCCUUUUGGUUUACGUCGUGUAGUACUUGCACUGUAGGGUACUGUUGUCACUUCAAAGGUACAGAUAUAUCACUGUGUUCAAAUGAGCAGUCAAAUGAAGGCUUUUGACACAAGAUUAUUCAUUUAAAGCAUCUGUAACAGCUUCACCAGGCUUUGAGUCUUGCGUCAGAACUUGUGUCCUGUUCCUGUGCAGUCGUGUAAAUGCCUUAAAUAGAUCACUGUCACUUAAUAUGCAGCAGUUCCGAAACAAAGGAGCGACUAAUCACUUAAUAUUUGAAACUUGUGCAUAAUGUAAAAUUUUCGUCUCAUCCCGUCUGCGGCAAACCUUUUGUAAAGACAUUUUUAUUGACUAUCUGAUCACGUUUCUAUUUGAAGGUAAUUUUAGUGUCUCUCCUCAGGUUGUAUUCGUGCUUUGCACUGUGGGCUGUAGGGUUUUCCACGUAGGCGUGGAAAUGCAGACGCGAUCCGAACUCCCCAAGGAUAUGGGCCGAGGCAGAAUCCCUUUGUGGGACUCUCCUGUGUCUCAGGAGCGUGGGAGGAUAGCUGUGCUAGUCUUUUGGUACGCCGGCUGUAGUCUUGGUUCUGUGGGUUUCUUUUUCUUUCUUUUGCAAAUGAUACACCCCUUAUAUGACUUUCCAAGCUUCUGCCUACAGCUAGGAAACGUUUAAGUGCUUGAAUAUAACAUGAUAAGCAAUACGUUUAAAAUGACCCGGAUGUCUUGCACAGGUAAGGACGUGGUCUUGGAAAAUUAUGAAGUUCUCCUAUGGAGAGGAUGCAACCUAAAGCGAAAGUCGGUGAUUGCGGAUGUUAUGCAGUGUAUUGAUCCACCAGAGCUAUGUAGCCCACGCUGUUCGUGGUCAUCUGAGGCCCUCUGUCUGACCUUUUAUAUUACAUUUAGUUUCGAAAGACACUUUAAGAGUAGCUUUUGCCAUUAUUAUGCUGUAGUAAUGAUCUGGUCGUAAAGCAAUAAGUGUGUCACUAAUGACUUCAUUUGAACUGAUUAAUCACCAGAUGGACUAUUUUCCCCAGUUGUUCACUACCUUAUUCAUCGCCACCAGCAAUGAGCAUUUACAAUAGUACUGUCGCAUCUGUAUACUGUCUCGCAAGAAAAUGACUGUAUUUUCAAGUAAUGAAAAUGUAAUCUUGUUAAAGGAAACUAUAUUUUACAACCCCCCCCCCACUCACCACUUAUAAUAAUAUAAUAUAAUAUAAUAUAAUAGAAACAAGAUUAUUGUGUUGAUGUUUAUGGACAUACAUGAAUUUGUGUGACUAAAGGAACCAAAAUGAAUUAUUUAACAUCCAUCUUAAAAGUUACAAUGAGACAAAAUUAAAAUGCGGAAUCAUCUGUAUUAUAAAUAAGUAGCUUUGGUGUUUUGAAAGUCAUUUGGCAUAAUAACCAAUCAAAUGUUAAGCAUCUCUGUAGGUCACGGGAAAGUAAGCCUGUUUUAUUCCACUGGUACCUGGCUUUGUUUUUAUAUGUGGCUACACUAAUGACUUUUUAUGGUAGUAAAUGUUGCAGUUUUUGUCUGUAAACAUUGCAGUAAUGGGUAAUGUUUGAGUGUUAAAGUGUUUUGUACUUGUGAACGAUACUGUAUAAAGCAUGAAUACUGUAAAGUGUUGAGUUCCAGGCUGAGAGACGUGCCCUGACAUACAUGCUUUUCUUGACCAAGAACAAGUGUUUGCCAAUCAGUUCCCCAAUGAUAAUCUGCCAGAAGAAUUUGUGUAUAAACACAAAAUAAGUAUUAACUAAAAUGUUUUAUUGCGCUUCCGACUUAUUCUUAAAGGCAGUAAUUUCAGUGUUUUAUAGUUUUUUUUUUUUUUUUUCGUUUUUAAAAUUGAUCUGCCUGAAUAUAUUCUGGUGGCAUAUUCCUGAUGCUGCUUUUAAGAAAUUAAAAAUAUAAGAUAUGAUGAUGCAGAAGCAGUCCAUGUUAUUAGUUUUUACCCCAUAUUCAUAUCAUUAGCAGUCAUUGUUUACAUUGCAAGUUAACCAGGUUGCCAUAUAUGUACGUAUUUUAUAUACUUUUUUUUCCUCUGUCAAAAAAUUGCAACAAUAUAUGUCCUGCUCUUUUCGCUAUAUUGAUAUUUGUUUACACCAAUCAGUAAAUUUUAAUGCCUAUAAUUAAUGUUCAUAUUAUACGUUAAUAGUUGAUAACGGUGUAUCUUAAUGCAGCAUCUACUCGUGUAGUGUGUGAAUUUUUUUUGUUGAUGUGUCGUUCAUCAUACCAUCAUUUGUAUAUUUCCAUGUUCAUUUCAUUUGCUCGGACUCUGGUUUGGUUGCUGCAGAUCAUCGUAUUUACAGAAAUAACACAUGGUCCUCUAGGGUGGAGGGUGAGGGUAAGACGUUUAAAGAGUGAGUGAAGCAAUUUUAUUACUGACGCUGCAAGAUCCUCAUUUCUCAGUAUGUUUCCAUAACAGGGUUUUAUUUGCCAGUAAACAUUCCCUCAAAUGAUUGGUUCCUCAUUAAAACUUAAAGCAGCAGCAGCAGAAGGCUUUGUAAUUCACCAGGAACAUUUUACUACUUAUAGAAAUUAAUUUAACUUCUUGGACGAUACAUAAUGCAUUGUGGACAGAGAUUGUUCUCUUUGCGUUAUGUUCCAAGUGCUGUACAGAACAUUGGUGACACUGUGUGAUGCUCACUAGACUGUUUUGUCAUUUUUUUUUGCCGCUUGCAAGAUAAUUUAAAAUUUUAUUUAAAAUGUUGACUUUAACAAGAGGUUGCAAUCAUUGAGCACUGCGGUACAGAUGUUGAAUCAGAACCACUGUGAAUAUUAAUUGUAUAUGCUGACCAUAUUGCCUAAUGGUUGUUAGUCAUGUGUCCACAUCCAUGAGAUGCAAGGUUCAUUCCUUAAAAAUUGACAGUACUGGCAGAUAAAAAAUGUUGUUUAUACUGUGAGUGUACAUACACACAGACACAUAUAUACACACACAAUGACGAUUCACCCAUCAAAAGCCAGCAUUCCAAAGGCUGUUCUGUUCCUCUUAAUUACUGCAUAACUUGGUUCACACUUGCAUGUCCUCCAGAAAUAACUAUGGUAAUACAACCUGACAAAACAUUGUGUUGUUGAGCAAAUAGAACAACUGAAUAUCUGGUAGCUACUCACUGUGGGAAAAAUAAAAACAAAAUAUGGAUGUUUAUGCAA